AUGAGCAAUGUCACGAUUUUGGCCAUCACGCCCAGCCUCAAGUCAUUCAUCCUUACCGUUGUCUAUUACCAACAGAAUGGCUUGAUGGUGGCUUGCUGCAAAGGUUUCGUGGACAUUAUAUAUGGGCUCCACACCUGUCCCUUUAUAGACAUAAAUCACCAGGACAAUGAAGGCAACACUGCUCUGAUGAUUGCAUCCCAAGCAGGUCAUGUCAACACAGUCAUGUAUCUCCUAAACUACUUUGCUGAUAUAGACACUGAAAUAAAGGAUUGUCGCGGUUUCACAGCACUCAUCAAAGCUGCUAUGACCGGCCGCAAUGAUGUCAUGGCUGCCCUUCUUAUGGCUGGGGCUCACAUACACGCACUAGACUCCACAAGAGGACAAUGCACUCGGGACUGGGCACUGAAAACAGGUCGCUAUGAGACCGUGUUACGUCUCCGCCGCCUUAGUAUGCGGCCAAAAGCUGAGCAGUGCUGUGAAAGUUAUGUCCCUGAGUGGCCUGAGCUCCAGGAGAGGGUAGCAAAGGCCACAGCUGACAAAAGUGCCAGACAAAAAAUCACCCAGCGGAUCAAAAACACAUUCGGAUUCAGAUUUCCACGUAACCCGCAGGACAACGGGGCCUUGGACCACAUGGUGCGCAUUACCACCAGUGUCCACAGUCCCCUAAUUUCAACUGGAUGCCGUCCGCUCUGCCCGACAAGUCCUCCUGAGGUGGGGAAGAGACGCAUGGCUGUGCCAGAGCUGAUGAAGAAACACCCAGCUAAGGACCUAGAACAGAGCUCAGUGUGCCACAGCAAUGGCUCAGUGUCACACAUCAUUCCCACAAUCCAGUGCAGUGCCGAGAUGGAGCGGCGAGGCAGCAUGCUCUCAUUAGCUUCCACCAAAGUUACGACCACAUUCAUUUCCCGGACUAUGGCGAGAAGGAACAGCGUGUUCCCAUCUGGCUGCAUCCCCAAGAUCGAUGUCAGCAGGCCUUCAGACGCAACGCCAAAGAAAGAAAAGAAGAAGAAGAAGAAGGCCAAGAGCUUAUUAGAACCACCCAAGUGGAGCUAG
Molecule: messenger RNA, 1053 nt
Organism: Cyclopterus lumpus (lumpfish)
Lineage: Eukaryota; Metazoa; Chordata; Actinopteri; Perciformes; Cyclopteridae
Gene: ankrd33ab
Product: ankyrin repeat domain 33Ab
Exons: 4
Coding region: 1-1053 (350 amino acids)
Molecular function (GO): protein binding
Source: RefSeq, a predicted model, not a curated record